AUGGUCAAAUUCUACCCGUCUCUUAACGAGAACCACAUCGACUUCAUCUCCAGUCAACCACUCUUCUUCGUGGCCAGUGCGCCAUGGGCUGGAGACCACGUCAACAUCUCGCCAAAAGGACACCCUUCGAGAACCUUUUCUGUCCUCGGCCCGAACACCGUUGCCUAUUUGGACGCAACCGGCAGCGGUUGUGAGACCAUCUCUCACGUCUACGAAAAUGGCCGCGUUACCGUAAUGUUCUCUUCCUUCGGCCCUUCGCCACAGAUCAUGCGACUGUUCUGCAAAGGAAGGGUAGUCGAAAAGUGGGAUCCGUACUACGGACAAUUGCGCGCUAAGAUGGCGUCAGAAAACGGCGACGAGGUCGAUGUCACGGGUGCAAGAGCUAUCAUCGUGUUGAAGAUCCAGAAAGUGCAGACCAGCUGUGGUUUUGGAGUACCUCAGAUCAGUGGCGCAAAGACGGACGAAGCAGCGGGUGACGCAAUCGCUUAUGUGGAUCACGAUCAUGAAGACGGCGAAGAGAACGGCUUCAAGCAGCGGGAUACCAUGGACAACUGGGCGCGAAAGCAGCUCGAAAAGCAAGAGCUCGCCGACUAUCAAAAGCAGUUCAACCACCGCUCGCUGGAUGGUCUACCGGGUAUGAUGAGCGCGCGACGAUCGCAUGACGAGAACAUCGCUGUGGAGGAUACGAAGGCGUGGUUCAGGAAGGUGAGCAGACAGCAGGACGCUGUAGCUCUGGGUGUUGGCUUGGGCAUUAUAUUGAUGCUGUUGCUGAGUCUUGUUGGUGUACUCAGCAUCAAACCGAUCUUCUUGCAGCACAUACUGAAUGCGCAACGAAGGCAAUUGGGCUUACCGGAGGAUCAUUCGUGGAAGAGCGAGCUUUGA
This is a messenger RNA of Alternaria ventricosa, 882 nucleotides long. RefSeq lists its product as uncharacterized. Lineage: Eukaryota; Fungi; Ascomycota; Dothideomycetes; Pleosporales; Pleosporaceae. The coding region runs from base 1 to 882 and encodes 293 amino acids. The transcript has a single exon. The record is from RefSeq and is a predicted model, not a curated record.